AUGAACCCCUUGGACCAUGAAGAAUUCAGGAGGCAAGGCCAUAUGGUUAUAGACUUCCUUGCCGAUUAUUACAAAAAUAUCAACAGUUACCCUGUCCGAAGCCAAGUCAAUCCCGGCUAUCUAGCAGAAAGGUUGCCUGAAUGUGCCCCAUUGCUCCCAGAAUCAAUUGAAAGUAUACUGAAAGAUGUCGAUAAGGAUAUUAUUCCAGGCUUAACACAUUGGCAAAGUCCAAACUUUUUUGCCUACUUUGCAUCCAGCACAAGCACCGCAAGCUUUCUUGGUGAAAUGCUUAUCAAUGGGUUUAAUGUUGUCGGAUUUAAUUGGCUCUCUUCUCCUGCUGCCACAGAGCUAGAGAUCGUGGUCAUGGAGUGGUUGUCAAAACUACUUCAACUUCCCCAGUCCUUCUCAUUCUCAGGCAAUGGUGGGGGUGUUUUGCUUGGCACUACGUGUGAGGCCAUCAUUUGCACCAUGCUUGCUGCAAGAGAGAAGAUGCUUGAUCAAAUAGGAAGGGAAAACACAGAGAAGCUUUGUUGUCUACUGUUCGGACCAAACCCAUGUUUGUCUCGAAAAGGCAGCCAAAAUUGUUGGGAUAAAUCCGGAGAAUGUUCGAAAAGUCUUUACAACCAAGUCCACAAACUAUAA
Lactuca virosa is the source of this 642-nucleotide messenger RNA. NCBI's taxonomy places the organism in Eukaryota, Viridiplantae, Streptophyta, Magnoliopsida, Asterales, Asteraceae. The record is from the annotation of a GenBank genome assembly.